AGUUUGAUAGAAUAACACGUUGUGUGGGAUAUAAUUGGAAUCGGUGAACUGCGACAAUUGGUACCAAUCGCCCAGUCCUCUCGCACCAGCUGGCCUGCCAACGAAACACCUACGAAACACCAUGCAUCGUGGACCACAAACGACGUUGAUUUUUCAAGUCAAACGCUAUUUGAAUCCCAGAUGUUACUCAAAUCGACCAUGUUGAAUUCAGAAUAGGCACUAUCCUUGACAACGGUCGAAUUCAUGCUCUUGACUCGUACCAUCACCUCCGUAACACCUCGCAGAUUCAUCCCGGUAGCAUCUUCUUCUUCUUUUUGCCUCCCUUCAUCACCUUUGAUCUACAGUAGCUUCUCUCCAUCAUUCAUGUCCUCAGUCUCCGUUACAGAAUCAACGGAUUGCCUUCAAGUCCAAGGACAUGUCCAAUAUAAUACCCCAGAUCAUAUCACCCCAUCAAAUGUCCACACAUCUCCCCUAGAGCAAUUUCAUAUCUGGUUCAACCAAGCCCGUGAAGCCAAUGUCCGUGAACCAGAUGCCAUGUCCCUCUCCACAGCAACAGCAUCGGGUAUACCUUCUUCACGCAUGGUGCUCUUCAAGCAGCUAGACAAGCGGGGCUUUGUUUUCUAUACUAACUAUACUUCUCGCAAGUCUCGAGAACUGGAAGAGAACCCUCAAGCUGCCCUGCUUUUCUUUUGGCGUGAGAUGUCUAGGCAGGUGAGGGUGCUUGGCAGGGUUGAGAAACUGUCGAAAGAGGAGAGCGAAGAGUACUUCAAAUCUCGCCCUGUCGGCACUCGUUUGGGUGCGUGGGCAAGCCAUCAGAGCAACGUGAUUGGGGAAGAUUACCUGGCCAACCGAUUGGCGGAGGUUCAAGAAAGAUUUGGAGUGCAGGCAUCUGACAGAGAAGGCGAUGUCCCAUUACCUGAUUUCUGGGGUGGAUGGAGGGUAAUCCCCAGCGAAGUCGAAUUUUGGCUUGGAAAGCCUUCACGGCUUCAUGACCGUGUGCGAUAUCUUCGCGUAGAGAGUUCGCCCGAUGACCAACCACGGUGGACGAUAGAUAGAUUGUCCCCGUAAUCUCCAA
Messenger RNA from Suillus fuscotomentosus, 1075 nucleotides. Its product is annotated as pyridoxamine 5'-phosphate oxidase. Gene Ontology annotation, molecular function: FMN binding; pyridoxamine phosphate oxidase activity. The record is from RefSeq and is a predicted model, not a curated record. Bases 244 to 1068 code for a protein of 274 amino acids. Gene Ontology annotation, biological process: pyridoxine biosynthetic process. Lineage: Eukaryota; Fungi; Basidiomycota; Agaricomycetes; Boletales; Suillaceae. The transcript has 2 exons.